Messenger RNA from Procambarus clarkii (red swamp crayfish), 1916 nucleotides. RefSeq lists its product as uncharacterized. NCBI's taxonomy places the organism in Eukaryota, Metazoa, Arthropoda, Malacostraca, Decapoda, Cambaridae. The record is from RefSeq and is a predicted model, not a curated record.
GUCACCGACACCUCCUCCUCAUUGCUCUGCUCAACAGGAAAAAGACAAGGAUGUGGCGUUUGACGGCGACGCUGCUGGUGGCGGCCCUGGCCUCGGCCACUCCUCAGGGAGGCUACCUGCCGCCACGAGAGGACACGGUCUGUGAACCUGUCACCUCCGUGGUUUAUGACACCAGAGUCCAGACCUCCGUUAAUGUCCAGACCGUAGACCAGAUCAACACACAGUACACCACCACCACCCUGGUCACACAACAGGUCGUACCAACUACUCUUUUCCAGACUCGCGUUCAAACUCAGGUUCAGUACCAGACCAGUGUGGUCCAGCAAACAACAACCUUGUUAAAUGACAGAGUUGUGACACAAACUGUUCCAAGCCCACCACGUCAGGAAGUUGUUUAUGUCACAUCAACACGUGUAGUCCCACAGGUCAGUUACGUCACCAGCACACAGGUGCAAACACAGGUCGUACCUGUGGAGGUGACUAGCACACAGGUGCAGACAGUCCCUCAGCUCGUCACAAACUACCAGACUCAAACACGACAGCAGACCCAAGUCGUGUCAGUCCCCGGCCGUGACGUAGUACAGACCCGGGUCCAGACUGUGGUUCAGACCUCCAUCGCAACGCGUCAACAGCCGGCCAACACGCGUUACGUGACGUCAACAGGCGUGCAACAAGUGGUACAGACAAGCGUCUACCGCGAGCAGGAUGUUGUCAGGACGAGCGUGGUCCAGCGUCAACAAGUCAUCCCUUACACUUCUGUCAACACCCGUUACGAAAAUGCUUACACUACCCUCGAGCAAGUGGUCACCAGCACCAACGUUGUCACUCAGACUCAAGUCAGCACCCAAGUGGUUCCACAGGAGGUGGUGAGAACCCAAGUGGUGCCCACUACCAUCUACACCACCAUUUACCAGACCCGAGUGCAAGCCUUCACUCAGGUGCAGACCGUGGUCCAGACCCAAUAUGUCACCCCCGCCCCUGUGGUCCAGACCCGUGAGGAAACCCGGACCUCGGUGGUCCAAGUGCCUGGCCAGGACCGCGUGGUGACCCAACAGGUGGUUCAGACACAGCAGCAACAACAGGUCGUCUACCAGACAGUCAACCAGCCACGACAAGUCACCGUCACACAGACCAUUACAGCCACCUGUGGCCAGACAGGAUACAACUACAACGCUCCUGCAACUCCCUUUAACUUCGGCAAAUAACAAUUUUGGUGAUAUGACAACAUAAAGAUAUCUGCGGGAAAAGACAUCCGAGGGAAAAUAUAUAUAUAUAUAUAUAAAGAAAGAUAUCUGAGGGAAAGGGUAUUUAAAGAAAAAUAUAUUUAAGGGAAAAGAUAUCCGAGGGGAAAUAUAUUUGAGGGGAAAAGAUAUUCGAGGGAAAAUAUAUCUGCUGGAAAAUAUACCUGAGGGAACACUACGCACAAGAGGCACAGCAGCACCACGAACAUUCACAAGUUCAUCUGAAGUAAACGAAAUGGUCUGAAAGACAAUCAUCUCUGUAUGCGAAAUUUACAAGGGUCUCUCUUUCUAUUUAUGUUAGUUACAAAAAUAAACAAAGAAUAAAUUAUACAUUUUUAACUAUAUUCCAGCACACAAGAAUCAACUAACUUCCAUACAGGUAAGGUUUUCAAUUAUUGAAAUGCAGGUACAAAUUUGCAAAAUACGUUUACGUAUAAGACAUUCUCUCAUGCGUGUGUAGUGUGUGCGUGUGCGUGCGUGAUCGCUGACCUACAUGUAGGUAGAGUGAGUUAGGUAGACUGCAAGUGUACCGAGAGAUGUGACACACAACUGUUAAGUCUGAACGUGAACAAAAAUAAAGUUAUGGUUUCUCAAUGUCUAGGACAGGAGGCUUUUUAAACUUGAUAAGGCUCACAAGGUGCAGGCGACGAGUCACAAUAACGUGGCUAAAGUAUG